Molecule: messenger RNA, 4031 nt
Organism: Spathaspora passalidarum NRRL Y-27907
Lineage: Eukaryota; Fungi; Ascomycota; Pichiomycetes; Serinales; Debaryomycetaceae
Exons: 1
Coding region: 1-3888 (1295 amino acids)
Source: RefSeq, a predicted model, not a curated record
AUGCUUCAAAUUUGGUGGAUUUACUAUUUUCUACUACAAAUAGUAGUAGGUGCGAAUUCUGAACCCACCACUGUGUAUUUAUUUCCUGCAUUUUCUCAUGAAACAGAAGAUUGUGCUAUCCAAUGGACUAGUAUGUGUGAUCCCGUCGAGGUUGAUCCGCUGAAGAACACCAAUAAUCCCACAUUGGAAAUUUUUGAAUACAAAUAUAUUAGGCAGGUUAUUGGUAAUGAUGAUUUAUAUGAAGUGAUGCUCGAGGUGAAAAUCGAGGAUUCCAUAGAUCUUGAUUAUUUAAAGCAAAUAUAUUUCACACAUAGACAAGUCCCUGAUAUGGAAAAUGAUUCCUUGUGGAUUUUUGACUCAAUGCUGAAUAUAUUGAUUGAUUCGCCUUAUCACAUUUUUGUCAAAUGGGUGAUGGUGGCGCAACAGCAUAGCGAUCAAAUGUGCACAACACCGUUUGAGCUUGUGUAUUUUUGGCAGGUACCUAGAGCUGAUAAUCCAGAAUACACAAGUAUGGUGCGUCCUAAUUAUUUCCAUGAGUGUCAAGACCUAGGCGGAGGUGCAAAUUACUACCCUCUCCAAUGUUGGGAUCCUGUCUGUGCAGAGGAGACCACUACUAGUGAACCAGAAUCGGAAUUAACUAGUGGAAUCAAGACUUUUGAAGAGGAAAACACCAUUGUUGAAACCAAAGAAACCACUCUUGUCACUGUAGUUUUACCAAGAUCUGACAUGUCAGAGUCAGCAACUACCAUAGAUGCAAGUUCUACAGAAGAAGUUGCAGAUCUUCCAACCGUAACCGCUACGUUACUAAAACCAAUAUUUAUAGAGUUAUCUCCACCUGCAAUCGAAUGUCCCAGUCUGUGGAACAACACCCUUGAGGAUGUUCCCUUCGGAGGCAAUUCUAGAACACAAGGUUAUCCUGAACUAGAAAUAUUUGAAUUUGUAUCUAUUAAGUGGUCACAUAGAGAUUUUUAUGAGGGAAUUUUUGAAAUCAAGAUUGCUGAUAUUUACCUGAUAAGUGAAUUGCGAUACAUUAAACUUGAUAUGCCUUACCAUCUCGGCGCUAACUCUGUCUAUCUUUGGGAUGAAUCUAAUAAUGAUUGGGGGUCCCCGUACCACUUCUACGUUUCCUUUCUAUUUGAGGCACAAACUAUUGAUCAGAUGAAGUGUACCAAUACUAUGGAGGUACAUUACUGGUGGCCCAAUGAAUAUAUUUAUUAUUAUCAUGGUACCCAGGGAUUUUGGCAUGAACCAGACCUGUCAAUUCUAUGUUGGGACGAAGUGUGUGUUAGACCACCUAAUGAGAGUUCUACAGAGGAAGACAUAGAUGUACCAACUGCAACCCUUGAGCUACUAGAGCUGAUAUCAGAUUUACCAUCGCCUAUAGAUUGUCCCAGUCUGUGGAGAAACGGAGUCUGUGACUAUCCUCUAGGUUCCGGUUCAAUUUGGAAUAAAAACGUCAAACUAGAAAUAUUUGAAUUUAUUUCUAUUAAGUGGAUACAAGAAGAUUAUUAUGAGGCAAUUUUAGAAUUUAAGAUUGACGAUCUUUACCCUGCAAGUUACUUGGAACGGAUAGAUAUUUAUAUUGAAGAUCCUUAUAAUUAUAACACUCAAAUAAGGCUUUACAAUGUUUGGGAAGGAGGUAGUGAUGUCGAUGAGUCACCGUACCACUUCUACCUUUCCUAUCUAUUUGAGGCACAGACUAUUGGUCAGUUGAAGUGUACUAAUCUUCUACUGAUACACUACUACUGGAGCUUGGUCGAUCAUUCUUCUUAUUAUCAUGGUUGUGAGGAAAGUCUUGGAGAAUAUGGUCUGUUUUUAGACUAUCCAUUGCAAUGUUGGGACGAGGUAUGUGUCAGACCACUUGAAAGCUCUACAGAAAAAGAAUGGGAUUCAACUUCAGAAUCAGGUGAAACUUCUGAUACUCAUAAGUCAAAUGAAUCUAAUAUAGUAUUUGAGACCAGUGAUGAAACUGAUAUAUCUAGUGAAGAACCAUCAUAUUCAAAUGACUUCGCUGAACCUUUAGACACCAAUGAACCAUAUAAUGAGACAUCAAACUCAGAAAAUGGAACCAACGACCUUGACUCGGCUACUGUAACUUUUGAUGAGAGUGAGGGAUCAAGCACUAUUGGAAUUGAGCCAGUGGAUAAUAAUACAACGGUUGAUUAUUCCACCGAACCUGAAAAUGAUACUCAAACAGUUACACAAACCGUUGAAUCAAUGGUCGAAACUACAUACCCUUCACAUCUCUCGGAACUGACAGAAGAAGAAUCCUUUGCAAAUGGAGAAACUACUGUGACAGAUACUGAUGAAUCGAAUAAUGUCAAAGAAACUAUUGACAUUGAUAUAACUAGUCAAGUUAAAGCUACAACUCAAGUAGAAGCAACUGAUGGAGCACAUGGAGAUAUCACUGAAAUUAUUGGAGAGACUACCGAAUCCUAUAACGACGAUAUAAUAAAUUCUACAGCAGCACCUGCAGAAGAUGUACCUUGGUUAGAAUCAGAAACUCGAGAUGAAGACAACUCAACUGAUCAAGUCACACCAGAAUCCUCUAAGCCAAUUGCUGAAUCUAGUAUUUCCUUACCUAAUAAUGAUGCAUCAGAUCCAGCUACAAACGAAUCGUCGAACCCACUCACUAAAGAUUCUCAUGAAUCAGACAGUGGAGUGUUAACUAAUUCACCUAUUGAAGUCUUAACUGAACCAGUAUCAGAAUCCCAAGCAACAUUUCUCACUGGGGAAACAACUUGGUUUGCAUCAGAGAGUCCUACUUACCAGAGAAGUAGUCAACCACCCGUGGAAACGAAUAGUGCUAAUACUGAGGGUACAACUAGGUCACUAUUGGAAACAGAUGAAUUAAACAUAAAUUCAACUACAACAAUUUUCCUGGACCAGUCAGUAUCGGGUACCGGGGUCCCAGUUGGUUUGACUUCUGAAGAUUCAAAGGAAUCAAGUCUAAACCCGGCUAUAUCCAGUAAAUUGUCAACUGGAUCAGGUACACAAAUUCCAACCAGCUCACCUAGUAAAGUGCUUUCUGAUGUAUCUAUACUGAACUCAUCUAAACUUGGUUCCAGAAACCCAAGCAUGUUGUCCACUGGAAAACAUACUAAUGCAGAUCCAAACCCCAAUACCACUGAUAAGUCAGAAGGGAAUUCUUCAAAUAGUGCACAUGGGAACUUAGUCACUGCUACAAUAACAAAGCCGGACACUACAUAUGUAACAACAAUUACCCAACCAUAUAAGUUACCAGUUAUAGUUACUACUAUUAGUGGACCUGAUACUACAUAUGUUACUACGAUUACUGGAUCAUAUAAGUCUCUAGAUGCUGUAACUACAAUUGGAAGAUCAGAUACUGCAAACGUUGUCAACAAAUCAUCCAAUAAUGUUGUAGGGGCCACAAUAGUGGAGCUUGAUACUAACUAUGUUACCACAAUUACCCACCCUGGUGGAUUUUCCAAAGUAACCACUGGAAAUCAACAAAGUCUUGUAUCAACUACUUCAACCAGUAGUAGUCAUGAUCCAGCUGUUAAAGUAAGCUCUCUAUUCAAUGCUCCUGUCGCUAUCCAAUUCCAUCCAUCAGGGGAGCAAUACCAACAAGAGCAAUACCAACAAGAACAAAAGAUCCAAGGAACUAAUAUUCUCACCGGUGCAUCUGCAACUAUUGGGUCAGAUGAAAGAACUUAUCAAACACUGAUACAAGCUGUCUCCACUGCUUCGAAUAGUGAUUCUGAAGUUGUACUGUCUAUACCUGUCGCAAUUACUAGUAGCUCUGAAAAUACUGUAGUUGCAAGCUCUGCCCCAGAAGCAACUGAGGAAUUUGAAGGUUCUGCUCCAAUUCUUAGAGGUGAUAUUUUUAUGGUAUGCUUAUAUUUAGUGUCUAUUUUAUUAGUUUAGAAUUUGUGUAUAACAAUUAAAGCUUUUGUUUUAGUUAGUAAUGGUUUUAUUUUUUAAUCAAUGGGUUGAUGUUUCCCGAAGAUAAGUAAAGGAUAUUGUGAGCUAUAGAGACUUUUGAAAAGAGAGUUGCCUGACGUGGUUGU